AUGGAGCAGACCAAGGCUCUCAACGCCCUAGAGCCGUUCCUGAUCCUCUCGAAAUCCGCCACGUCCCCACGCGCCGCCGUCGACCUGGUGCGCCAAGCGACGUCGGCCCCCAACACCUUCAUAUUCGCCGAGCUCCUCCAGACGCCACCGGUAGCAUCCCUGGCGUCCUCGACGGAGGCGGACCACCGCUCCCACCAUGCCCUCCUCCGUAUUUUUUCCCACGGCACCUACGCCGACUACAUAGCCGGGCGCGAUGGCGGCGAUGGCGGCGACGGCCUGCCCGAGCUGUCCGACACCCAGGCCCUGAAGUUACGGCAGCUCUCUGUCCUCUCGCUGGCCCGCGACCGCGAUAACCUCUCGUACGCCUCCCUCCAGGAGAAGCUCGGCCUCUCAUCCGCCCGGCAGGUGGAAGACCUGGUUGUGACGGCCGUGUACGCUGGUCUCGUGUCCGCCACACUCGACCCGGCCCGCCAGGCCGUGCAGGUGACGGGCGUGGCGCCGCUGCGUGACCUCGCCCCGGGGGCCGUGCCCUACAUGGUCCGCGCCCUCGGGGUCUGGUCCGCCCGUUGCGAGUCCACCCUCCAGGACCUGGACGGGCAGAUCGCCGCCAUCAAGGCCGACGCCCGGGCGCGCAAGGCCGAGAAGCGCAAGGCCGACGACCGUUUCGCUAGGGCCAAGGCCGAUGCGUACCAGGCCGAAUCCUCGGGCCGCCUCGACGUCGCUGCCGCCAAGCGCGACAUGAUGAAUAACAGCCGCAAGUGGGCUGCUAGGCGGGCGCAGCAGGUCCAGACCGCUUCGGGAGAGGUCAUGGACCUCGAUGAUCCCAUCUCUGCGGAGGGCCGUGGGAACAAGCGCAAGAUGUGA
This is a messenger RNA of Geosmithia morbida, 864 nucleotides long. Its product is annotated as COP9 signalosome complex subunit 7. Lineage: Eukaryota; Fungi; Ascomycota; Sordariomycetes; Hypocreales; Bionectriaceae. Gene Ontology annotation, cellular component: COP9 signalosome. The record is from RefSeq and is a predicted model, not a curated record. The transcript is spliced from 2 exons. The coding region runs from base 1 to 864 and encodes 287 amino acids.